AUGACUGUUUAUGUAGAAAACUCUAAGGAAGCUAUAAAAAAAAGUCGCGAUUUUCUCCUGCUGCUGUGGCCCGGACAUGGCGACUCCGGCCCUGUGAUUCCGGAGGUCCCCUUUGAACCAUCGAAGCCCCCAGUCAUUGAGGGGCUUAGCCCCACUGUUUACAGGAAUCCAGAGAGUUUCAAGGAAAAGUUCCUUCACAAGACCCACGAGAACCCGGUGGUACCCACAGGUUGCCUGGCCACGGCGGCCGCCCUCACCUACGGCCUCUACUCCUUCCACCGGGGCAACAGCCAGCGCUCUCAGCUCAUGAUGUGCACCUGGAUCGCCGCCCAGGGUUUCACGGUCACAGCCAUCUUGCUGGGUCUAGCUGUCACCGCUAUGAAGUCUCAACCCUGAGCCCAGGGUCUGGCUUUGAAAGCUCCGCAGAAAUGAUUCCAAAACCCAGGAGCAACCACUGGCCCUA
Molecule: messenger RNA, 463 nt
Organism: Pan troglodytes (chimpanzee)
Lineage: Eukaryota; Metazoa; Chordata; Mammalia; Primates; Hominidae
Product: HIG1 domain family member 2A, mitochondrial
Exons: 2
Coding region: 1-396 (131 amino acids)
Biological process (GO): mitochondrial respirasome assembly
Cellular component (GO): mitochondrion
Source: RefSeq, a predicted model, not a curated record